Molecule: messenger RNA, 315 nt
Organism: Letharia lupina
Lineage: Eukaryota; Fungi; Ascomycota; Lecanoromycetes; Lecanorales; Parmeliaceae
Exons: 4
Coding region: 1-315 (104 amino acids)
Source: RefSeq, a predicted model, not a curated record
AUGUCUUCUACAUCUGCCCUCAGUAAUGUCGAUGCGGAGAUUUGUACGGCACCGUCGAUUAAGCUGGAUACCGGGUUCAUGGACUCUGACCUGUCAUUCGGUAUGAACGCUCCUCCUCAAAACAGAGUUAAGUAUCGCAAAGUUACCGAUUGUGCCCCCAUUGAGGCAGGUCAAUUUUCGGCCGUCAAACAAGAAAGCUCUCAGGGCGCUAAUUAUAGGGUGAAGAGUGCUUUACCUGAGUUCCAGUACGUGGAGCUGUAUUAUGACGAGGCCGAGCAUGGCUUUGCAGACAUGUUUGACUACGGUCUCUUGUGA